Molecule: messenger RNA, 402 nt
Organism: Striga asiatica
Lineage: Eukaryota; Viridiplantae; Streptophyta; Magnoliopsida; Lamiales; Orobanchaceae
Source: the annotation of a GenBank genome assembly
AUGCCGGUUCGAAAGAUAGCUUGGAGGAAGUGUCGUGACCCGUGGAGUCUGUACACGUUCCUUGGACUGAAAAUGGAAGAAAACCGGCUUGCACUUCUACAGAUGAUGUCGCACAUUGAUGACGAUGAGGAUUACGAUGAUGUCGAACAGGAUGUCGGUGAAGAAUUAAACGACAAUAUGGAUGAAGAUGUUAACGAUGUUGUUCAGCCGAUUGCAUCGGUGCCAUCCACGGAACCAUCAUACCGGCUUAGCGGGAUGAGAAAGCAGGGAAAAGAUGCCGGUAAUUUUGCUAAAACGUUGACAGACCCCACAAAUACUUUCCCGCGGCCACCAGAGGAUACCUCUAAUGUUGGUGUGUGUGAACAGUGUGGUUUGCGCGAUUCGAUUGCUGCCGUCUUGUAG